AUGCAGACAAGUACAUAGUGCAAUCACUGAUUCGCGCGUACUCUCCCGCGACUUAGAUUGAAUUGUUCAUCACACCAUUCCUAUCCCCUGAUGUUGCAGUCACUACAACCACCAUCGGAUCCGUUACCUGCUUUACGGGGCUGGCAUCCAGGAGAACAAGCCGUUCAGGCAAUCAUCCACCUCCCCGAGCGCGUUGCAAUCACUGCGGUCGUGGAUAGGUUGCCCGAGCAGCAUCGCCUCUUCCACACAAGCCGACUACAUUUCUUACCCGUCACUACUCUAGACCAGCAAGGGAGACCGUGGGCAUCUAUUCUCUGCUCACAUGAUGGGAUGCCAAGCUUUAUCUCAUCUCCUACCAACGCUUUGCUCACGAUCAAGGCACACCUAUGGCCUGGAGAUCCAAUCAUUCAGAACCUCUCCCAGAUUCAUGAUGGAAAACGACUUUUUUCCGGGAUCGGGCUUGAGGUUUCGACUAGGAGGAGGAACAAGUUCUCUGGCCAUAUAUCCAAUGUUUCAUUGAGAGGUCUGGAUGUGGAUCUUACUUCCGUAGUCACUCAAGCCCUGGGGUUGUGUCCGAAAUACAUCAAUAUCAGGUCGAUCAUGCCAUUUCACCGGACAUCGCCACGCCUCAUCUAUGAGCGGUUUAGCCUAAGGGACGGGGAACGCCUGCCUGAUGAUGUCAUUGCAUACAUCCAUGCAGCUGAUACCGCUUUCUUGUCCACAUCCUACGUAGCCACCCAGGAGGAUGAAAACACUUAUCCCUCUCGAGUUGGUGUCAAUCAUAGAGGGGGUCGCCCCGGAUUCGUUCGAGUCAGACCUUCCGAUGGGAAGACUCUCGUGCUUCCCAAUUAUGCUGGGAAUCGCGUGAUGAACUCGCUUGGUGAUAUACACAUCACGCCAGUUGCCGGACUCGUUUUCCCUUCAUUUUCCACCGGAUCCAUCCUGUAUCUUACCGGGAAAGCUGAAAACCUGUAUGGCGCCUCUGCGCGAGCAAUAAUGCCAAAUAUGAAUAUCGUCUCCACCAUCUGCGUCACUGGAUUCUCCUUUGUCGAAAACGCCAUCCCGUUGAGGGAGACAGGGUCAUCGGAACGUAGCCCCUACAGCCCACCCGUCUGCUACUUAGCAGAAGAAAAGCCGCCAUCUGUAUCAUUUGCAGACAUCACCCUUAACAUGAUAAAGACGCGAGUGCUAGAUGACACUCUCAUGACCCUCACUUUUGAGUCCUCACGACCUGUGGAGAUCAACCCAAGCCAAAACUGCGUGCUGGAGUUGUCGGAGUUCCUACGCAAACGCUCACACGCGUUGUUGGACUGGGAGGAGGAUGAGAGCACAGUGAACGAUGACUGUGUACGUACCUGGACGGUAUCCACGCCUCCAGCGCCAGAUACACCAUGCACUCUUUCUCUCACAAUGAGAGCGAUCAAAGGCGGCCUUAUUACUCCAAUUUUAUAUCAGCUUGCUCGGAGUGUUGAUCCGCAGCUGACUGGAGAAGAAAUUGACGUCACAGGCUUGAAAGUCUGCGCUCGACUACGAGGUGUCGGGGGCGAUCUUCCUGUCCCAGAACCUCUAGCAGCAUGCGACGGUGGGCGACGGCUGCUGUGGAUGGCUGGUGGAAUUGGCAUCACGCCUUUCCUAAGCUUGACUCGUCAUGUCACAAACCUCGCUGCUCGGGGAUUCGGCAUGUGGGAUGUGACGCUCGUCCUUGCAACGCGGGAGCCGGAGGUUAUGCUCGGGUUAAUUCAGGAAGCGUUCGUGAACAGACCAUCCUGCAAAAUCGACGGCUGCCAGUCGGCCCCCAGCCUUACAUUUUCCAUUCAUAUCUACUCCCCAAGGCAAUUCCAGCUGCUUGAGCCUUUUCCGCCAUUCGUCUCCCUGAUCCCACACGAAGGACGCCUUGACGACAGUGGAGCUCUUUUUGGCAGUGUAGACGCAAAGGGUCGGGAGUCGCAUAUAUGCGGCCCGUUGCCUUUCGUUCUCAAUGCUAUGAAGUCGCUCCGAGCUGCUGGAGUAGAUCUAGAGCGCGUAAAGCGAGAGAGAUUCACAUAUUGAGAAAGAGGAAGACAUGUACUGGGAUGGUAGUUACUUCAUAGUCCAAGAGAUCUAGGGGAU
Molecule: messenger RNA, 2109 nt
Organism: Suillus discolor
Lineage: Eukaryota; Fungi; Basidiomycota; Agaricomycetes; Boletales; Suillaceae
Exons: 3
Coding region: 91-2049 (652 amino acids)
Source: RefSeq, a predicted model, not a curated record